AUGCUAACAUCUAGGUUAGGCGGCUUCUAUGGUCUUGGCAAGCACAUAUGGUCGUUAGGGCCGUAUGAGAUGCGACAAAUCACAAUAAGCAAGAUCACGUUCGCCUAUGUCUUCAUCUACGCAUGGAGUGUAUGCAUCAUCAAGUUCUCAAUCCUGGCGCUGUACCGUCGCAUAUUCGGCCUCUCAUACUUUGGCUAUUUCUGCAUCGCUCUCACUACAGGCUAUCUCAUCACAAACCACAUCGUCCUGCCGCUCUACACGCGACCACUGCAUUAUUACUGGAACCAGUGGUACGGAGAUAAAGGCGUGGUCCAGGUAGACGAGGCAAAGUUCUAUCUCGGUGUCGGCAUCAUCAACCUUUUCGGCGAUGUGUGCAUCCUUACGAUACCCAUAGCGAGCGUGCUUAAGCUUCACAUGGGACGGACCCAGAAGGUGGCAGUCUGUCUCACGUUCCUGCUCGGUAGCUUCGUCUGUUUUGCUUCGCUCUACCGCAUCAUCACCAUUACCCACCUCGUCCAGUCGAAAGACAUCAGCUGGGCAAAGAGCGACGUCUUCAUCUGGUCCUCCGUAGAGCCUUCCAUCGGCAUCAUUUCCGGAUGCUUACCCACGCUGCGACCGCUCAUGAUGAAAGUGAUCAACGCACUCUCGACCCGCCUGCCAUCCUCCUUCAAAUCAUCACAGCAUUCUCAAUCAUCCGGCCCCUCGCUGAACCCUCUCGAAACGAUAUCCAAGAAGCGCACGCGCAAGAUCAACCUCAAGGAUACGUUGGGAGACACGAUUAACAAUGACACUCGGAGCCAGUGGGGCAAAUCGCGAUUGGAUGAAGACGAAAUGUGUCUCACGACAACGACUGUGCAUGGGGAGUGCCCGGGUACUGCCCUGUGCAAAGAAGGCAGUGUGACCACAAGCGAGCUCUCGCAGAGUAUGAGGAGAGAAAGAGGUAUUACUAUGACGAAAGAAUUCGCAUGGGAUGAGGGAACGCAUGACCAAAGCCCAGACAACAAGGUCUAG
Molecule: messenger RNA, 1011 nt
Organism: Alternaria incomplexa
Lineage: Eukaryota; Fungi; Ascomycota; Dothideomycetes; Pleosporales; Pleosporaceae
Exons: 4
Coding region: 1-1011 (336 amino acids)
Source: RefSeq, a predicted model, not a curated record